Magnolia sinica is the source of this 627-nucleotide messenger RNA. Its product is annotated as germin-like protein 9-3. Bases 1 to 627 code for a protein of 208 amino acids. The transcript has a single exon. Gene Ontology annotation, molecular function: manganese ion binding. Gene Ontology annotation, cellular component: cell wall. NCBI's taxonomy places the organism in Eukaryota, Viridiplantae, Streptophyta, Magnoliopsida, Magnoliales, Magnoliaceae. The record is from RefSeq and is a predicted model, not a curated record.
AUGGCCUUCGACGCACUCAAGCAUGGCUCCUUCCUAGUGGUACUAAUCCUAGCCAUUGCCCGAACGUCCAAUGCCGGCGACCCGGAUAUCAUUUCUGACUUCUUGAUCCCCGCAAAUGUUACCAUAGUAGACAGUAACUUCUUCACCUACACCGGCUUUCGGGUACUUGUAGAUGCAGACCCACCCACAACAUUUAAGGUCACGAAAGCAAGCAUGGCCGAGUUCCCAGCCCUCAAUGGUCAGAGCGUUUCGUUUGCAGUUCUACAAUACCCGUCCGGGUCAGUGAACCCACCUCACACCCACCCCCGCUCUGCCGAGCUCCUACUUCUCUUGCAAGGGUCUCUGGAGGUGGGGUUUGUCGACACAGCUAACAAACUCUACACUCAGACCCUCCAGGUGGGCGACAUGUUUGUAUUCCCUAAGGGACUCGUGCACUACCAAUACAAUAGCGAUGGUAAAGAUCCAGCACUUGCCAUCUCGGGCUUUGGGAGUGCGAAUGCUGGUACGGUGUCAGUUCCUGGCACUGUCUUCGCCACAGGCAUCGACAAUGUCAUCCUUGCGAAAUCUUUCAAGACCGAUGAUGCCACAGUUCAGAUGAUCAAGGCUGGACUUGCACCCAAGGCCUAA